Capsaspora owczarzaki ATCC 30864 is the source of this 2425-nucleotide messenger RNA. RefSeq lists its product as hypothetical. Lineage: Eukaryota; Filasterea; Ministeriida; Capsasporidae. The transcript is spliced from 8 exons. The coding region runs from base 47 to 2386 and encodes 779 amino acids. The record is from RefSeq and is a predicted model, not a curated record. Gene Ontology annotation, molecular function: protein dimerization activity.
CCCUUCUUCUUCUUCUUCUUCUUUUUCUUCUUCUCUCAUUCACACAAUGUCGUUGUCGUCGCCAGAAUCCUUCGACGCUGACGUUGCUGCGCUGGCGGGCAUGAUGCCAGAGAUGCAGUCGCAGCAGUUCAACCAGUUCACCAACGAACUCACCAGCUUCUUUGCCGAAGUCCUGGCACCCGCCGACAUUGACCCGAUGGCCGUCUCCUCCCUCGAGCUCUCCUCGCUCACUGGCACUGGCAACCCGAUGUACCACCAUCCGCAGCAGUCGUUCCAGCCGCAGCAGCUGCACCAGCACCAGCUCCAGCAUCAACUCCAACACCAGCCGCAGCGGAUGCAGCAACAGCAACAGCACGCAGGCCACUUUGCCGCCGCUGCGCAGCCCACCACUCAGUUUGUGCCGACAGCGCAGCGCGCCUUCCCAACACUGACCCCGCAGCAGCUGCAAGCACUGCGUCAGGAGCAGCAGAUGCAGUUCCAGCACCAGAUUCAGGCGCUGCAGUCAUUGCAGCAGCAGCAGCAGCAGCAGCAGCACCAGCACCAGUCGCAGUUGCCAUCCCAGCCACUCGCUCCGAGCUUCCAUCAGGCUGCUGCUGCCGUCCAGGCUCCUCCCGUGACACUGACAGACAUGUCUGUGCAGUCGCCGCAUCUGUCAAUGCAGCCGCCUCCUGCACACCAGUUUCAUGUUGCUCCUGCGCAGAGCAGCAACAGCAGCAGUGGUAGCAGUGCUGGGUUUAACGUCACUCCUGGGUUUCGAUUCGGUGGUUCGUCCGAGCCCGUCGCUGCUCCUACGCUGCCGUUCCCAAGCAUGGUCGGCGAUUUCAAGCUGAGCGAGACGACAGUCCCACCCACUCCACCUCAGCCAACCAGCAACCCCAAGCCCCGGGGCAAGCCUGCCACCGAGCAAGCCGACAUGGAACUCAAGCGCUCGCACAUUCUGUCCGAGCAAAAGCGUCGCGAUAACAUCAAAGAAGGAUUUGGUUUGUUGAAGGACGUGGUGCCGACCGUGAAGGAUUCGUGCAGUCGAGCUGCUAUUCUUAAAAAGACCGUGGACUAUAUCGAACUGCUCAAGCGCCAAAAUCGCCAGCUGGCAAACCGGUUACAGGGCCAGGCCGAGACGGAGGAAAUCUCGUUUGACGCGUUGGUCGAGGCGAUCGAAAAGAAGCUGCACAUUCGUGCCAAUGUCGGCGAAGGCGGCGUCAAGCUCAUGUACAAGGACGAAGGCCGCGUCAAGGUGGAUGUGACAUCCCAGGAGGAUUUGGACGAUGUCUUUCAAAAGUUUGCGCGCAGGCCCGGCGAGUUUGCCAAGCUGAGCCUGUACAUUAAGAAACCAGGCCACGUUGCGCCAAUAUCCACGCCGCUUGUUGCUGAGGAUGUCGAGCAGCUGGUGCUUGCGAACGACGCUCUUGUCAAUGGCGGAGGCCGCAAAUCCAGUGGCGACACGCCUGGGUACAUGCCAGCCAACUCGCCCGGGCUGACAACCCACUACGCGCCGUCUCCAGCUGGCAGUACCCAGGGCUCUGGCAACGAAGGCGAGCAGCCCAUGUCAUUGCCCUCCUUUGGCGACGAAGACGAAGACGAAGACGAGGAGGAGGACGACAUGGAGGAUGCCACCAUUCGACCACAAGAGAUCCCGCUGGAUAUGGACAUUCUCGCUGUCAAUCAGCUGCAUACGGUGUUGGCCAGUCACCCGGGCAUGAGCGCAGGCGCGCAGCGGAUGCGAGAUGUCGAAUGGCAACGAGCCAAAGUGUACCGUUUCCUCGUCGCGUGCAAGGGCAAUGUGCCGUUGGCGCACCGCAUGCUGGAAGCGCAUUUUGCGUGGCUCCAAAGCUACCACCCGGAGCGCAUCACCGAGGCGGAUUGUGCGAAUGAGCUGCGUGCCAACAAGCUCUAUUGGCACGGCUUUGACCGGUACGGCCACCCCUGUCUCUUGUUCAAGGCCAACCGGCAUUUUGUCUCCAAGCGCGACAAGUACGAGACCAUCCGCCAUUGGGUGUUGAUGGUCCAGGAUUUUGUUGAACAUCGCGCCAUCCAUCCAUUCCAGCAAUUUGUCUUCAUCUACGACCGUACUGGCGCGGGUCGUGCCAACUCGGACGUGCCCAUGCUGAAAAAGUUUGUGCGCAUGUUCCAGCAAAACUAUCCCGAGCUGCUGCAUUGCAUGUACGUGCUUAAUGCCGAUUUCGUCUUCCGCUACGGCUUUUCCGUUGUCAAGCGGUUUACGUCCAAGUCGUUCCGACGAAAGAUUAAGCUUCUCGGCGAGAACUGGAAGGACUUUGUGCUGCGCGACUUUGAGCCCCAAUGUCUCCAAGUCGAGUAUGGCGGAACGAGCCCACUCGUGUACAACUAUCAGGAUGGCCAAGCGGGUCCACGGCGGACUGGUUGGUGAUUGAUGAGUUUGAUUGUGAAGCUUGGCUUUUGUUCGUCC